Messenger RNA from Alternaria burnsii, 3123 nucleotides. RefSeq names its product plc-like phosphodiesterase. The transcript has 3 exons. Gene Ontology annotation, cellular component: membrane. Gene Ontology annotation, molecular function: phosphoric diester hydrolase activity; serine-type endopeptidase activity. The record is from RefSeq and is a predicted model, not a curated record. Gene Ontology annotation, biological process: lipid metabolic process. Bases 1 to 3123 code for a protein of 1040 amino acids. NCBI's taxonomy places the organism in Eukaryota, Fungi, Ascomycota, Dothideomycetes, Pleosporales, Pleosporaceae.
AUGACUCCGCCACUUACCGUUCGUAAUUUGACCCCCGUCAGCAUCACGAUUCAGCGUGUUGAGCGAUUUGAAGACCCAAGCACGCUUCAGUCCAAACCAAGCGGAUAUUUCCUCGGCAGUCAAAAUUCCACUUCCGUCGCACCGACUUCACCUGAGCUCAGCGAACAUGCCCAAAGCUUCAAUCAUCAAGACCUUGAUAUUCUGUUGCAGCCCUUUGAAUCGUACACGCUAAGAUUCCCAGACGCGGAGCAGUCCAGCAAUACGUCUACUAUUUCAAGUCCGACCCUUCGUAUUACGGUUCGGACAUCCCAUGGUGAACGUCACCGUAUCGAUGCACACCCCUCAUACACGCAGAAAUCCACACAGUCUUUCACCCCACUGUCCGGAAUCUCGUCAACGACGUACAAAGCACUCUUCCACCCAUCGAAGCCGGUUCCUCAUCUCUCCAUUCAUGUCAAUCACCUUCCAGACUACACUUCUUGGAUGUCCACAUUGCCAGAUGACCUACCGUUAUCGGCUAUAAGCAUCCCAGGAACGCACAAUUCGCACACACACUACCGAGCUCUCCCAUCUGUUCGUUGCCAAGUUCACGAUGUAAAGACACAGCUGGAGAACGGUAUUCGAUUCCUGGAUAUACGGGUGCAGCCAACGCAUGCUACAGAUGCAUCGAAAAAAGACCUCUACCUCGUACACGGUGCAUUCCCAGUCAGCCUGACAGGGCCAAAGUACCUCGAGCCGAUCUUGAAGACAUGCUAUGACUUCCUUCGAGAAAAUCCUAGCGAAACGGUGCUAGUAAGUCUGAAACGAGAAGGGGUAGGAAGCGCAACAGACGAACACCUUGCCCGCGUUCUAGAAGAGCAGUACAUCACACCUAAUGCGCGUCACUGGUAUACGGAAAACGCGAUACCGUACUUGGGAGCUGUGAGAAGCAAGCUGGUUCUGGUGCGGCGGUACAAUGUAGCUCAAAUUGAGAACUCGUAUUCGAGCCCGGACUGUAGGAAUGGUGGCCUGGAUGCAACGGCCUGGCCGCAUAACGCAACUCACGCCGUCUUCCCAUCGCGAUCUUCUUCACCAACCUUUUGUCUGCAAGAUUUCUGCGAGGUCAUGGUACCCGACAUUAUUCCAACGAAGAUACAGCAUUGCAACGACCAUCUUGUGCGCUCUGCUGCUGCCAUGCACCCUAUUCCUGGCAUAACAACAGACGUCACAAAUCCAGUGCCUCCAGGUCCCUUGUAUCUUAACUUUCUCUCUGGAAGCAACUUCUGGAAGAAAUCCUGUUGGCCUGGAGCUAUCUCUAAGAUUGUCAACAGGGGUAUGGAGGAAUGGCUUUGUGAGGGGCAUCAUUUGGAGGCUCCUAACACAACGUCCCGCCAUCCGGAUGGGACGGACGGACGGGAAGAGAAGGGGAUAAAGAGGGCAAAGAGUGGUGAUGGUAGUACGGGUGUUGUCGUUAUGGACCAUGUGGGUGAACAUGGGGACUGGGAGUUGGUCAAGCUGAUCAACCCGAGCAUUCCCCAAUCACGCAAGCGCACAGUUAGGAUAGGGCCUCUGCCCGAAGGUCCAGUCAGUGAAGCAACCAUACAACGCGUAUUUGGGCGAAGAUUAUCAGCCCACGAUGGCAACAACGUUCUGCGGAUACUGCACCACCGACGGACAGCAGGCUCACUAGCUGACUAUGGCGUGGAUAACCUGGGCAAGCAAUACACACACGUGAGCAGGGAUACUGCAUUGAAGGGCCUGGAGUGGUUGCGAGAGAAAUACCCCAUCGACGAAGCGCGUGCAGCAGAGGAAUGGGCAGAGAAAGAGGCAAACCGCAUAGCCUACGAGCUCUGGCUGGCCGACCCCGAAACCGAGUCCAAAUACAAGGAUCCCGCUCGUGCCUUCAAAGAGCAGAUGGAGAAGGAAGAGGCCGAGAGGCAACGCCAGGAAGCUGACGAUCGGAAGAUUGGUAUACUGCAUGCGGGAAAGAGUCAGUUCGAGCUCAACAUUGAGGAGAAGAGGAGACAGCGAUUGGAGGAGAUUACACGGAUAGCAGAAGAGAAGGAGCAGAAGGAGAGGGAAAUGGAAGAGAAGCUGGCGACCGGAGAGUACGUGCGUACGCCGACUGGUACACAGCUGAUGAAGCCCGGUCAAACGGCUUACGUUGAUGUCUUCGGCCGCGAACAAGUCAGUCGGAGGAAAGAGGAGAUGGAGAAAUACAACAAGGCUGCCCAAGUAACGGAUGCAAAGACGCCAGAGGAAUUGUUGGCACAAACCACUCUCGCGCAACGUCUCUACCCCAUGUCUGCCUUCGUCCUCCUCACCCUCCUCGUCUGCUACGGCUUCGCACAUUACUACGCCCCGCCUUCGCCCUCGUACCGCAUGUUCCCAGACCUCAGUCCAACAACCGCCACUAUUGGCGCGCUCCUCGUCAUAAACGCUGCUGUUGCAGUAGCAUGGCGUGUCAUGCCCCUCUGGCCACUCAUGACCCGCUACUUCAUGCACGUCCCCGGCUACCCCCGUGCCGUCCAAAGCGUCCUCAACGUCUUUAGUCACGUGCAGUACGAGCAUCUCCUCGCCAACAUGAUGAUGUUGUGUCUAGUCGGACCUGCAUGCUGCGACCUCGUUGGCCGUGGUGUCUUCAUGGGAACGUACAUUUCAGCCGGCGCUGUCGGUACUUUGUUCUCCUUGUACUGGGCUAACCUAGGUCGCGGAAAUAUCACCGCGCACUCUGUUGGUGCGUCCGCGGCCAUUUGGGGCAUCGCGGCGCUGUACUGUCUCCUUACCGAUCAAGAGAGGAUCAAGAUUCCUUUCUUGAAGGAGGGCGAGGUGGCGUUUUGGCCCAAGAUGCUGUUCGCUGCGUUUGUCGUGUUUGAGAUUUUCUCCGCGUUGAAGAAGGGUAACUCUACCAUGGACCAUGCUAGUCAUUUUGGCGGCAUGUUCGUUGGCAUGGCUACCGCUGGCUAUUUGCGAGCGAAUGGCUGGCGGGACAGACCAUCUUUCUUGAACAGAGAGGGUGGUGCUGUACAGCAGAGUGUCCAGGAGAAAGCUGGUGUGAAUGGCAAGACAGUUGAUGUUGGUGCCAUGGCGAAAGAAGGAAUCAAAGAAGUCAAGGAGAGCAUAUCAUCGAAAGUUGGAAAGUAA